AUGGGGAGGUUGUUUGUGGUCCAUCUCGAGGGCAAGGUAUAUAGCUGCAAACACUGCCGCACCCAUCUUGCUCUCUAUGAAGAUAUCGUUUCCAAGUCUUUCCACAGUAGACAUGGGAAAGCAUAUCUCUUCAGUAAGGUUGUGAAUGUUUCUGCUGGAGAAAACGAGGACAGACAGAUGCUCACUGGGAUGCAUACUGUGGCUGACAUUUUCUGUGUGGGGUGUGGAUCAAUUGUGGGUUGGAAAUAUGAGACUGCUCAUGAAAAAAGCCAGAAGUACAAGGAAGGAAAAUCUGUACUUGAACGGUACAAGGUGUCAGGUCCUGAUGGCAGCAAUUAUUGGGUCAGCCAUGAAGCACAUGUUGGUGGAAGUGAUGCAGAUGAUGCUUAG
Molecule: messenger RNA, 390 nt
Organism: Sphenostylis stenocarpa
Lineage: Eukaryota; Viridiplantae; Streptophyta; Magnoliopsida; Fabales; Fabaceae
Source: the annotation of a GenBank genome assembly